Molecule: messenger RNA, 2448 nt
Organism: Linum tenue
Lineage: Eukaryota; Viridiplantae; Streptophyta; Magnoliopsida; Malpighiales; Linaceae
Source: the annotation of a GenBank genome assembly
AUGAGAGCAGCAGGAAUCUGCAGCAUACAGCAGGGCCUAACCCCAGAGGCAGCAGCCACCGUCAAACAAGCCAUCAGCCUCGCCAGGCGCCGCGGCCACGCUCAGGUCACGCCCCUCCACGUCGCCAGCGCAAUGCUGGCCUCCUCCGGUGGGCUCUUCCGGCGGGCCUGCCUCCAGGCCCAUUCCCACCCUCUCCAGUGCAAAGCCCUCGAGCUCUGCUUCAACGUCGCCCUCAACCGCCUCCCUGCCUCCACCACCGCCCACCUCCUCGCCGCCGGCCCACACCACCACCACCACCAUUCCUCUACCUACUACCCUUCCCUCUCCAACGCCCUCGUCGCCGCAUUCAAGCGGGCCCAGGCCCACCAGCGCCGCGGGUCCGCCGAGAACCAGCAGCAGCCCAUCUUAGCUGUCAAGAUCGAGGCCGAGCAGCUCGUCAUCUCCAUCCUCGACGAUCCCAGCGUCAGCAGGGUCAUGAGGGAGGCCGGAUUCUCCAGCCCACAGGUCAAAACCAGAGUCGAGAAGACCAUCAAUCAUAACAACAACAACAGUAACACCACGACCAACAAACACAACAAUAAAAACGUUGCAACAAGUUCUGCUGCUCUCGAUGUGGUACGUAGUAACGAUUACAAGCCCCCUCACCAAAUGAGGAUGAUGUCCGUUCCGAAUUUCGGACAUCAUCAGCUAGUGGUACCAAAAUCGGCUCCCGUGGAUUACUACAAUGUGAGGGAGGAGGAUGUGACUGCUGUUUUGAAUUCGAUGAUGGCGGGGAAAUCGAGGAGGAACAUUGUGGUGACAGGGGAGUGUGUGGAUACAAGCGAGGCUGUGGUUCGAGCCGCGAUGGACAGAGGCGCUGCUGCUGCGGAGUUGAGGUCAGCGCGGUUCGCUAGCCUUCCUCUAUUCACCCUGUCCAGCCUGUCGAGGGCGGAGAUUGAUCGGAAGAUUUUGGAGUUGAGGUGUAAUUACCUCCUGACGACGAAGACGUCGUCGUCAGGGUUCAUUGUUCUGUAUGUUGGUGACAUCAAAUGGGUGGCUGAUUUCUGGUCUAGUUACGGGGAGCAGAGCAGGUACCUGAUGAACAGCAGUAGUUUGUAUUACAGCUCAAUGGAGUAUGUGAUCAUGGAGAUCAAGAGGCUGGUUAGGGAUUACAGCAAGCAAUUGGUGGUGGUGGGGAUUGCUUCUUUUCAGGCGUACAUGAAGUGCAGAGCAGGGCAUCCUUCUCUGGAAGAUCUGUGGGAGCUUUCCUCGCUCACUGUCCCCGUGGGGAACGGGCUCAGCCUCUGCCUCAAUUUCGACCUCCAAUCCCCCAAAGGAAGGGAGAAUCGGCCGCCAAUGGAAUCUUCAGCUGCCAUCAAUUUCGGUGAAGAAUGUCGAAGCGGUUAUGGAGGUAAAGAGCCCACCAAACCCAACUCCAGCUUGCCUUCUUGGCUCCAGCAGUGCAAGGAAGAGACCGCUGCUGGUGCUGCUGCAGCGAAUGAUGAAAACAGAGUGUUCACAUUCUUCGACAUCUUCGAACCGGCCAAAAACAAGAGAUUCGCUCACCGUAGCAGCAACAAUUUGUGGGGGAGCAGCAGCAGGAAUCAGAGUCCUGAUAGUAGUACUAGUAAUUGCUGUACUGCCACAAAGCCAGAUCUUCUAUCCAACCCAAACUCCAGCCCCAACUCUGCUUCGUCGAGCGAGGUCAGCGACCAUGGCGGAGACGACGACAGGAGCUUCAAGGAGUUCAAUGGCAUCAAUUUGCAGAUCCUCUGCCGUGCUCUGGAGCAGAAAGUCCCCCAUCAGAGGGAGAUCAUCGCGGAGAUCGCCACCGCGGUUUUGGAAUGCAGGUCGGGGACGAAGAGACAGAGGAGCAGCAGAGCAACAGAGAGAAGAGAAGAAACUUGGCUAAUGUUCGAAGGAGAAGAUUGCAGAGGCAAAGAGAGCGUGGCGAGGGAGCUAGCUCGAGUCGUGUACGGUAGCAGCCAGGCAGGUUUCGUCGCGAUUAAGAACAGUGGUAAUGAUGAUCUUGAUCUCAGUGAGGCAUAUGUCGAACACCUUGGGCUGGCCCUGAAUGAGAAUCCUCACAGGGUGUUCUUCAUUGAAGAAAUUGAUCAAACUUGGAGCAAUGCUGAGAAGGGGAUGAGGAAAGCCAUACGGACGGGAAGGGUGAUGCUCUCCGGGGGAGAAAGCGUGCCACUGAAGGACGCCAUUGUCAUCUUGAGCUGCAAAAGCUUCGACCAAUAUCAGUCGUCGUCUCCAUGUCUCAGCAGAAAGAGGAAGCGUGGGGGUGAGAGCAAUGGGGAAGAUGAUCAUCAUGGGCUUAUUCUGUCGCUGGACUUGAAUAUGAGCAUUGACGACAGUAGCGAGCGUGGGGAUGAUGAUGAUGAUCAGCAGGGCAGCAAUGGGAUUGAGCAAUUGGUGGAUGUCAGGGUUGUUUUCAAAGUUCAUGGUGAUCAAGAGUUGUAG